Messenger RNA from Diaporthe amygdali, 297 nucleotides. RefSeq lists its product as uncharacterized. The record is from RefSeq and is a predicted model, not a curated record. The transcript has 2 exons. Bases 1 to 297 code for a protein of 98 amino acids. Lineage: Eukaryota; Fungi; Ascomycota; Sordariomycetes; Diaporthales; Diaporthaceae.
AUGGGUAAGGUUCAAGGCCAGCAAGGCAAGGACUCGAAGCUUCAGGCCAGGCACUGUUUCUGGGUGGUGCUGAUGGUGCUGAUGGCAACGAAGGGUGCACAACGCGCAGAGUCAGCUUUGCCCCGUUUCCACAACGCUAGACUCGAAACGUCGAGCAGCCCAUGGGUCCAUCCACACCGCCGCAGGGGUGAGAGCCCCACUCAUGGUGUUGUUGCUGCUGCUGCUACAGAGCUCCAGAGCUGGAGCUGGCAGAGCUCAGCGAAAACAAAGGCACCUCAAUUCCACUUCAAGGUCUAA